UUUAUCUCUGCGCCUGUUCCCCUGGCACUCAGCUACCCCACUCCCCCACCACCGAAGGAAUUCACCCCGUUUCCAUCCCACUUCCACGGUGUGUCAGCGACCGGCCCGACCGACUGACUCCCACCUUCAACCUUCAACCCUUAACCUUCUCUUACAAUCCUCUCAUCGCGACCAAUCUCUCUCACCCCCCUUCAGAAAACCAACCAAUCGACACCACAAAGGAAAAGAAAAAAAACCAAUCUCACAAAAAUGGCAACACCAACCCCCAACAGACCCCCCCUCAUCGGGGACCCCUCCGGCCCCUCCGCCCCCUACCCGCUACACAUGUCCGGCCUCGUAAUAAGCGGUUUCGGGCGCGGCUCCAAAGAGCUCGGCAUCCCGACGGCCAACCUGCCCGUAGACGAGGCCCAGACCCCCUGGAUCUCGUCCACGCCGUCGGGCGUCUACUUCGGGUGGGCCUCGCUCAACCUGCCGGCCUCCCACCCCGACUCCCUCACCACCACCACCACCACCACCACAGCAGGGGAAGGGGAAGGGAAAAAUGCCGACGCAGACACGGACGCGAACGGGCAGGCGCGGCGGCGGGGCGGCAACGGGUUCGCGGUGUACCCGAUGGUGAUGUCGAUCGGGUACAACCCGUUCUACAAGAACACGGUGCGGUCGGCCGAGGUGCACGUGCUGCACCGGUUCGGGUCCGACUUUUACGGCGCCGAGAUGCGCCUGCUGAUCGCGGGCUUCAUCCGCGAGGAGAAGGACUACAGCGGGCUGGAGGCGCUGAUCGCCGACAUCGAGUUCGACUGCGAGGUGGCCAAGCGCAGCCUGGCGCGCGAGGGCUGGGCGCCGAGCGGGGUGGACGUCGAGGUGGAUGUGCCUGGGGAGGGGGUCAAGGUGCUGAGGGGGUCGUUGGAGUGCGGUUGGUUGAUACGGCCUGAGGAGCUGGGGGAAGGGGGGAAAUAGGGUGGUGGUGAUGGGUUGGUUGGGGUUGACUAAGGUAUUUCAUCAAUGAUGAAUAAAAUAAAAGGCGCAAAGGUCGUCCACCGAAACGUCAA
Messenger RNA from Chaetomium fimeti, 1049 nucleotides. RefSeq names its product riboflavin kinase. The coding region runs from base 250 to 957 and encodes 235 amino acids. Gene Ontology annotation, cellular component: mitochondrion. Lineage: Eukaryota; Fungi; Ascomycota; Sordariomycetes; Sordariales; Chaetomiaceae. Gene Ontology annotation, biological process: riboflavin biosynthetic process; FMN biosynthetic process. The record is from RefSeq and is a predicted model, not a curated record. The transcript has a single exon. Gene Ontology annotation, molecular function: riboflavin kinase activity.